Mustela erminea (ermine) is the source of this 1702-nucleotide messenger RNA. RefSeq names its product ribonuclease P/MRP subunit p25 like (gene RPP25L). Gene Ontology annotation, biological process: tRNA 5'-leader removal. The transcript is spliced from 2 exons. Gene Ontology annotation, cellular component: ribonuclease MRP complex. The record is from RefSeq and is a predicted model, not a curated record. The coding region runs from base 915 to 1406 and encodes 163 amino acids. Lineage: Eukaryota; Metazoa; Chordata; Mammalia; Carnivora; Mustelidae. Gene Ontology annotation, molecular function: RNA binding.
UUUCGCUAGCAUCUCAAAUUCAGCAUGUCCUAAGAUGGAAACUUGGGAGUCAUCCUAGAUUUUAACCUUCUUCUCAGUACAGUCACCAACUCACCAAACCUACCUCCUAUUAUCUCCCAACUUAAUCUACUUUUCUCUAUUCCAACUGCUAUUUGUUUCAUUCUCUUAAAUCAUUUAACAAAUAUUUGAGCUUCUACUAUGCGCUAGGCACCAUACGAGUCUCCGUGGGCGCGCCCCCGGUACCCCGCCGACUGUUCACCCGAGGUUGCAGACCAGUUUCCCCGCUCCCACCCCCUGCCAGAGUGAGCUGUGCACACAAACUGGUUUGACUGGCCCCUGAUGAAAAGCCACCGUGGUUCGCCAUGCCCACAGGAUGAGGUCGAAGCUAAGAACUCGGUGACCAACGCUCUCCCCCCGCAGCAGCAGCCACUUCAAACGGAACCUCUUGCCCCGUCAAGUGAAACCCACUGCUUCGCCUUUGCUAUUGCAGGCGUUCUACUGGUGACGCCCCCCCCCCCCCCCCCCGCCCCGGCCAUCUUCUCAGGGCCGGAUCCUCCCCAUUUUUGGGACGCGAGUCUCUGAUGGUGGCUCCUCUCCGCGGAGCUCUUCUGCGCCCCGGUAGGGGUGCCCCUUCCCCAGGGCGUAACAGCGGAGACUGCCUGUAUGUUCAUGGUCUCAGGUUGCCCUGGCUCAGCUCACUCCUAGACGUCCCGGCCAUACUCGGUUUUACCGCUGAGGCACAGCGGGCUACGGCUGGGUAGGUCACGGCCCCGAAGGCCCCGCCUCUAUCCGGCGUGCGCGGCCCCGCGGCUUCGGCGCGCUCCCGGCAUGCGCGCCAUCUUGGCUCCAUAUCGAAUCGGAGGUGUGCGCAGCCGUGGCGUGGACCGUGAAAUUCAGACACAACGACAAGAGGAAUGGAGCACUACCGGAAGGCUGGCUCUGUGGAACUCCCAGCACCUUCUCCAAUGCCGCGGCUACCUCCUGAUACCCUGGAGAUGCGGGUCCGAGAUGGCAGCAAAAUCCGCAAUCUACUGGGGCUGGCACUGGGUCGAUUGGAGGGUGGUGGUGCACGGCAUGUGGUGUUCUCAGGUUCUGGUCGGGCUGCAGGGAAGGCAGUCAGCUGUGCUGAGAUUGUCAAGCGGCGUGUACCGGGCCUGCACCAGCUUACCAAGCUGCGCUUCCUGCAGACCGAGGACAGCUGGGUGCCAGUCUCACCUGACACAGGCCUGGAUCCCCUCACGGUACGCCGCCAUGUACCUGCAGUGUGGGUACUGCUCAGCCGGGACCCCUUGGACCCCAAUGAGUGUGGCUACCAGCCUCCAGGAGCACCCCCUGGCCUGGGCCCCACAUCAAGCUCCAGCUGUGGUCCACGACCCCGAAGAAGGGUUCGAGACACCUGGUCCUGAAGAUGUGCCAAGCAAGCUGUUUUCCACGCAUGAAUGUCUAGGAUGGCUUUGCCUCCUCAGGAAAGCCUCUUGUAACUGUUCAACAUCCCCAACAAGACUUGAAUUCACAGAAAUGGGCCUCCCUGUCCUGCUUCCCCUUCUUUCUGGAGUGUGAAAAGGGACUGCUACAAAGAGUUAAAAGGUGUGCAGUCUCAGCUGGGGUUUACUUGGCAUUCUACCUACUGUGCCUCUGUCCUUUCUUCUGGCAGAGAUCCAGGGAGUGGAUUAGGAAAUAAACAUUCUGCCCAUUUGUUUGA